CCAUCUGUGAUUUUUACCUUUAUUUUUUCUCUCUUAAGAAACCUCCUUUUGGUGCCUUGAUACUGAUCCCCGCGCCGCUCUCCGCCUUCGAGUUCACUAUUUUUUUUUUGUGACUGCUCCUUAACGCUCUGCAUUGGCUCGUUCGAAAUCGCCAACCUCUCUCCUUCUCCUUCUUGUCUCUCGCUCGACGCUUGUUCCUCCUUGGUCAAGCGCCGUUUCAACGUCUUUCGACUCUUUGUCUUGCUUUGUCGACCAAAUUGUCUUGCGUUGUAUAUUGUUUUCUUGACAUCGUGUCACAAUGGCCGAGAACGUGCCCGCUUCCACCUCCACUCUGCCACAACCUCCGCAAGCCUCAACCGGAGCUUCUGGCCAGCAGCAGUAUGAUGCGUCCCAGGACAAUGGCCAGGGUACGCACAUGCCCCCUCCUCCUCGUCCGCCAGUCAUGAUCCCCCAGAACACCAACCCGAUCCCGACGGCGAUUACUUCUCCGAUGUCUGGGGACAUGAUGUCCCCCACCAGUGCUGGUGGAUUUGUGCGUCGGGCCGCUCCUGAGCCAAACAAAAGAGCACUUUAUGUCGGAGGUCUCGACCACAGGGUCACAGAGGACAUCUUGAAGCAAAUAUUCGAGACUACCGGCCAUGUUAUCAAUGUCAAGAUCAUUCCCGACAAGAACCUGGUUACUGAACGUGCCCCGUCCCCACAGAAAUUCAACAGCAAAGGAUACAACUACGGUUUCGUCGAGUUCGAUGACCCCGGUGCUGCUGAGAGGGCCAUGCAGACCCUCAACGGACGCCGUAUUCAUCAGUCGGAGAUCCGUGUCAACUGGGCGUAUCAAUCCAACAGCUCAAACAAGGAAGACACCUCGUCCCACUUCCACAUCUUUGUCGGUGAUCUGAGCAAUGAAGUCAACGAUGAGAUCUUGCUCCAGGCGUUCUCGGCUUUCGGUUCGGUUUCUGAAGCCCGUGUGAUGUGGGAUAUGAAAACGGGACGCUCGCGUGGCUAUGGUUUUGUCGCUUUCCGUGAGCGCUCAGAUGCGGACAAGGCUUUGACCGCCAUGGAUGGAGAAUGGCUAGGUUCCCGUGCUAUUCGCUGCAACUGGGCCAACCAGAAGGGCCAGCCUUCUAUCUCCCAGCAGCAGGCGAUGGCAGCCAUGGGCAUGGCCCCGACCGCGCCUUUCGGUCACCAUCAUUUCCCCACCCAUGGUAUCCAGAGCUACGACAUGGUUGCCCAGCAGACCCCUCAGUGGCAGACCACAUGCUAUGUGGGCAACCUUACGCCGUACACCUCGCAGAAUGACCUGGUUCCCCUGUUCCAGAACUUCGGUUACGUCUUGGAAACCCGCUUGCAGGCCGACCGUGGAUUUGCUUUCAUCAAAAUGGACACCCACGAGAAUGCUGCCAUGGCAAUUUGCCAGCUCAGCGGCUACAACGUCAACGGUCGUCCUCUGAAGUGCAGCUGGGGUAAGGAUCGCCCACCCACUGGUCAAUUCGACAAUGCGGCUUUUGCCUCCGGUACAACCUACUUCCCCCAGUACAAUGGUCCCGGCGGGCCUAUGGCCGCUCAGGGUCCUGCUCCUGCUGGUCGAGGCUGGGAUCCAUCUGCCGUGCCCGCGCAAAACUACGGUCCAGGAAACGGUGCUGGCUUUGGCCGUGGACAGGCCAACAACGGCAACUAUGGAAACGGCUUCGGGGGCUACCAAGCGUAACCCAUCUCCGGAUGAGUCGCUGCUGAACGUCCGUCAUUCUUGAUCUUGAGUCCUCGCACCGGCAACAAAUGCGACGAAAAGAAAGGCGGUUUCGCAAACUAUCCGCCCUUGUCUUCCCCCGUCUUAUAUGUUUUACAUCGAUUGCUUUUUACAUCUCUCUUAUUCGCUUUUAAACCUUCCCAGCUGCUUUAUCAUGAUUGGUUUCUAAAUUGUCAUACUAUGUGGAUGUUCAAGCGCAUGUUUUCCUUUCAAUUCUCACGUGCUUCCUUUUGAAAUGAAAUUUGUGUGUUAUCAUGCACUGAAAUACCCCAA
Molecule: messenger RNA, 2017 nt
Organism: Aspergillus glaucus CBS 516.65
Lineage: Eukaryota; Fungi; Ascomycota; Eurotiomycetes; Eurotiales; Aspergillaceae
Product: nuclear and cytoplasmic polyadenylated RNA-binding protein pub1
Exons: 5
Coding region: 299-1705 (468 amino acids)
Molecular function (GO): RNA binding
Source: RefSeq, a predicted model, not a curated record